GGAAUGUCGCAGAGCAAAGAAUUAGUGUGUGAUGUUCGGCUCUUUUCUUCUGUCUCUGCAGGGAUGACGAUGUUUCUGCAACUGCAUGUUCAGAACGUUGAUUCAGCUUUCUACAUCAUUCCAUCCAGACUGCAGCUCUUUGAAUACGAGACUUUUUCUCUUGAAUGUGUCGGCUUCGAUGUUUUGACUGGAUGGAAGAUUGUACAGAGGAUGAAAACAGGAAGUGGUUCAGAGUGUAGGGUGUUGAACAGGUUCUCCUGCACCGUUGGAAUCGCUUAUUCAGACGACAGUGGAGAGUACUGGUGUGAGGGUGGAAGGGGGGAGAGGAGCGACAGCGUCACUGUCACUGUCACAGGAGGAGCUGUGAUCCUGCAGAGUCCUGUCCUCCCUGUGACGGAGGGAGACGCUGUGACUCUGAGCUGCAGGAACAAGACAACGUCCUCCAGCCUCACAGCUGACUUCUAUAAAGAUGGCCGCCUCAUCAGGAGCAGCUCUACAGGAGAGAUGAUCAUUAAAAGCGUGUCCAGGUCUGAUGAAGGAUUCUACAGCUGCAGCAUCUCUGGUGAUGGAGAGUCACCACAGAGCCGGCUGACUGUCAGAGAGACAAAUCCCACCUCCUUCAAUUCCACCCCAUGGAUCGUUGUCACUGUUGUAUUGAUGGUUCUGCUGUUGGCGUUGGGAAUACAUCACCAUGCUAAAGGUCAUUGGCACAGAGUGUGCCUGCUCUACCUGUCCACAGUAACACCUGCAGAAGUUUCAGCUGAGGAUCACACAGAGGCCAGCGCAGCUGAUGCAGGCGAACACACGUAUGCUGUUGUUACAAAAACCAGCAGGAAAAAAGGUGAGGAUCGAUUGUUGUCUUCCCUUUAUUACACCUUGGACCCGGGGGACACUCAACAACUGGCAGAGCCAUCUGUAACAGCGAGCGCCGUAUAUUCUACAAUCCCGUAGGUGGCUGAGUCACAGCUGACUGAAGCUUUAAAAAACACGCCAUGAGAAGAAGAUGACGCCCUUAUGUGUGUUAACUAUAUUAUAAAUACAUUUCUUUUUGGAAGAACAUUUUAAACAUGUUGAUAAAUGGUUUAUACAGCACAUGUAUAUUCAGUUAGAUAGAUUCAUGACGUCUGUAAAUAUUGUGUAUUCAAUGGCAGUGCAUCAUCAUGCAGCCUUUAUCUGAGUUCUUCGGCAAAGUAAAGCACUUUAGUUUAUUGUGGUUCAACAGUUAAACCAACUUGUUCCGUCUCUGCCUGUUAACACGUCAGAACACUGUUCACAGAAACAGGGCUGCUUUUGAACACGUUUACUGCGGUCAACUGCUGACUUGAAAGUGUUUUUCUGAGGCAGACACAUCGAGCUUGUGGUUAACAAGGUUUUGUGUUUGCAAUCCUGUGAAAUGAGUUCAAGUGUAAAAGUCACUGAUGAAGACGAGGAAUAAAUAACAUCCUGUACACGU
Cottoperca gobio is the source of this 1453-nucleotide messenger RNA. RefSeq names its product high affinity immunoglobulin gamma Fc receptor I-like. Gene Ontology annotation, biological process: cell surface receptor signaling pathway; immune response. Gene Ontology annotation, molecular function: transmembrane signaling receptor activity. The record is from RefSeq and is a predicted model, not a curated record. Lineage: Eukaryota; Metazoa; Chordata; Actinopteri; Perciformes; Bovichtidae. Gene Ontology annotation, cellular component: external side of plasma membrane. The transcript is spliced from 9 exons. The coding region runs from base 4 to 951 and encodes 315 amino acids.